Messenger RNA from Cylicocyclus nassatus, 1443 nucleotides. Lineage: Eukaryota; Metazoa; Nematoda; Chromadorea; Rhabditida; Strongylidae. The record is from the annotation of a GenBank genome assembly.
UUGUCUCUUUUUAGGCUAGAGAUGGGGUUUACCCGUCCCCUCGCUCUCCAGUUAUCAAGAAGUUUGCGAGAGUUUUGUCAUCAAACCUACCUCGCGGAUGUCAACUGCAGUUUUGCGCGACAAAAUCUUCUUGGUUAUCGCCCGGUUAGAUGUGCCUCUCAGACGACCCAGGUCUCUAGUAAACCUAAUUAUAAUGUUGGGACCAUUGGACACAUUGAUCAUGGAAAAACCACCCUUACAGCAGCUAUCACGCAAGUUCUUGCUAAACAAGGUCUCGCCAAACCGGUCAAAUUCGACGAGAUCGACAAGGCUAAGGAGGAGAAGAAGCGAGGAAUAACGAUAAACAUAGCACAUAUCGGUUACGAAAGCAAAAAUAGGCGAUAUUCACACACUGACUGUCCUGGACAUUCAGAUUUCAUCAAGAAUAUGAUCUGUGGCACGGCUCAGAUGGAUGCAGCUGUAUUAGUUAUCGCAGCAACUGAUGGAGUUAUGGCGCAGACAAAGGAACACCUCAUCCUGGCUCGCCAGCUUGGCUUGAAACAUAUAAUAGUCUUCAUAAAUAAGUCGGAUGCAGUAGAGGAGGAUGUGCUUGAUCUUGUUGAAAUCGAAUCACGAGAACUACUGUCUGCCCAUGGAUUUGAUGGUGACAAUGCACCAGUUAUCCGAGGCUCAGCCUUGAAUGCUUUGGAAGGGAAAGAUACCUCAAGCAUACUUGAGUUGCUCAAAGCGCUAGAUGCUCUUCCGGAACCACAGCGGAACGAGAAUGAAGCACUGAUAAUGCCCGUGUCUUCAAAAACUGCGAUAACUGGACGAGGCACCGUUGUUGUUGGUACUAUUGAGCAGGGAACAUUGAAGAAAGGCGACAAGGUGGAGAUUAAAGGUGAUGACAGAGAAGUCAUCACUGUAGCAUCUGAUAUACAGGUCUUUGGCAAAAGUGUGAAAGAGGUCAAAGCAGGCGAUCAUUGCGGCAUACUCUGCAGGGGAGUGAAGGCUGAUCAGGUGACGAGAGGGAUGUGGAUGGGAAACAUCGGUGCCGUGAAUGUUACAAAUCACAUAAAAGCGGAGCUUUAUCUCCUCAGUCAAGAAGAAAAUGGUCGGAGGGUUGGUAUACGCUCGGGCUUCACGGACAAGAUGUUCUGUAGUACAUGGGAUCAGGUGGCUCGAUUCGAAAUAGCACAAGAACUCUUGAUGCCGGGAGAGCAUUCACCAACGACAGUAACGCUUUUGCACAAUAUGCCUUUCAAAGUGGGGAUCCCAUUUACACUGAGAGAUGGUGGUACAAAGCAAACUAUUGCUAGAGGAAUUGUUUCCGAACUUUUACAACCUGUAACAGUAGAAAAAUAUAAUUUGAAAAAGGCUGCUCAUCAUGAUAACUGAUUAGCAGCCAUAUUCGCAAUUUUACUGAUGUAAUUAUUGUUAGACUUAUUAGAUUCUAUAGAGUAU